Molecule: messenger RNA, 1752 nt
Organism: Chaetomium globosum CBS 148.51
Lineage: Eukaryota; Fungi; Ascomycota; Sordariomycetes; Sordariales; Chaetomiaceae
Exons: 4
Coding region: 1-1752 (583 amino acids)
Biological process (GO): regulation of transcription by RNA polymerase II
Cellular component (GO): nucleus
Source: RefSeq, a predicted model, not a curated record
AUGUCGACUGCUGCACAGAGCAGCUACGCAGCCUCUACUGCAGACAAUGCCAACAACGUUGCAGCAGUCUUCCUCCCCCGCCCUCGAUCUCGACUGCGCACCAUCGCGAAGCAGUACGACGAAGCUGCGCAGCAAACCGUCACACAUACCGACGAGCCAUACAAGAUCGUUUGGGGGAGCCGAACUUUCGUCAUUAGCGGUGUUCUAAACAAGAAGAAGAGCCGUGGCCGUCGUUCCUGGAUUACUCGUGAGGGUUGGUUCCUAACGGAGCUGACGACAACAGGAAAGGUCAAGCAGGAUGUCUGGUGCUGUCGACGCUGCGAUGCCUACGGCAAGCCCCAGUCCCACAACAUCGCCGAGGACAGCCCCAGCCGGCCAGACAACGAGAUGACCGUCCUUGACAUCCAGCGAGAGGCUAGCAACCGAUCGACCCCUUCCAGCAUUCCACAAGCGAAGAUCAGUCGGGCCCGGGAGCUUCUAGUAGGCUAUAUUGUCGACGGCGACUUGCCCUUUACUGCUCUGGAGAGCGUCUACAUCAAGGAGCUCUUAAAGCAGCUAGACCCUGGAUUCGCCCAAGAGCUCCCUCACAGUAGAUCGACAAUUGGAAGGGAUAUCAAGGAGCUAGGGAAGCAUUCUGGGAAUUACAUCGCGCUCACGAUCCAGGAUAUUCUCAAGGCUUGGGGAAUUGGGAAGCAGGCUUUCCUUUUUGGCCAGGAUGCUACCUGCUUCGAGAGGGAUGCUUAUACCCUUUCCCUUUGGAGUGACGACGAGGCUGAACUAGCACAUUGGAGAGCAAAGGGACCUGUUGGAAAGCUUCACAAUAUCGUCAAGUUCAUCAGGGCGUCGCCGCAACGAUCCGAGGCAUUCCGACAGCAUGCUAAGGAAGCCCAGACCUCUGACGACUAUCUGUUGUCAGAGGAGCCGACCUGGGACCUUGGCCUCAAGCAGGACAACAGCACGCGCUGGAACUCAACUUACCUGAUGAUCGAGAGGGCUGUCAGGAAGAGGAAUGAUAUCAACAGCUUUAUCUUGGAGCUUGAUCUUGAAUCUGAUGGUGACAAGCGGAUCCCUGAUGCUGACAAACUAACCACCGACGACUGGAAGGCCCUGAUCGAGAUCAAGACGAUCUUAGAACCACUCUACAAACUGACGAUAAAGACCCAGGGAUGGGGGCAGUCUGGAACAAGUGGUCGACUUUCAGAUGUUCUAAUGGGGAUGGAAUAUGUAUUGGGACAUCUUGAAGGUUACAAGACUCUAUACGACAAGGAUUCCGGUCUUGAAGCUGCUCGAGCAGCUGAAGCUUCGGCGGAUCUAGCGCGUAAUCAACCAACCAGUCUAUCGCAGCUUCGAUCGACGCGGCGGCUGCGCUUCAACGAAGGGGCCCUGCCUUCUCAUGCCCGCGACGAGUACGUCACGAUGCCCGACAGCGACGGUCUGCUUAGACUCCAAGCUAGAGAGCGGGCCAGCAUUCGGGCCAGUAUCAACAAUGCCUGGAAGAAACUUGACGAGUACUACACGAAGCUUGCGGAUUCCCCUUUGUUCACUGCAGCUAUCAUUCUGAAUCCAAAUCUCGGCCUUCGGUGGCUGCGGCGUCGGUGGAGGGAUCCCGAACAACAUGAGUGGCUCGUUGCUGCGAAAGAUGGUCUCAAGGAAUACUUUGACCGCUGGUAUUGCAGCUCUGAUGAUCCCCAGCCUCAGGGUCGAUCUGUCUGUCGAGAUUUAGGCCAGCGCUGCUCAAAGAUCAGAUUGUAG